GCCUGGAGACGGCGGAAACGUUUGGGCGCAGCAGCGAUGGAGAAGUACGAGAAAAUCAAAGUUGUUGGAAGAGGAGCUUUCGGGAUUGUUCACCUGUGCCGCAGGCGCAGCGACGGGGCCUUUGUCAUCCUGAAGGAGAUCCCGGUGGAGCAGAUGUCACGAGACGAGCGUCUGGCAGCUCAGAACGAGUGUCAGGUGUUGAAACUGCUCAACCAUCCAAAUAUUAUAGAGUACUAUGAGAACUUCCUGGAAGACAAGGCCCUCAUGAUAGCAAUGGAAUAUGCUCCAGGUGGGACCUUGGCUGACUACAUACAGAAGCGCUGUAACUCUCUGCUGGACGAGGACACCAUCCUUCACUUCUUUGUGCAGAUCUUGCUCGCUCUGUACCACGUUCACAACAAGCUCAUCCUGCACAGGGACCUAAAGACACAGAAUAUUCUUCUCGACAAGCACCAGAUGAUCGUCAAAAUCGGUGACUUUGGCAUCUCCAAAAUCCUCGUCAGCAAGAGCAAAGCUUACACAGUGGUUGGGACCCCUUGCUACAUCUCCCCAGAGCUGUGUGAGGGAAAGCCGUAUAACCAGAAGAGUGACAUCUGGGCUUUGGGCUGUGUGCUGUAUGAGCUAGCAAGCCUCAAGAGAGCCUUCGAGGCUGCUAAUCUCCCCGCCCUCGUUCUAAAGAUCAUGAGCGGUACUUUUGCUCCGAUCUCAGACCGAUACAGCCCAGAACUCCGACAGCUCAUCCUCAACAUGCUCAAUCUGGAUCCAUCCAAACGGCCUCAACUCAAUGAAAUAAUGGCUCUCCCCAUAUGCAUCAGGCCCCUGCUUAACCUCUACACAGAUAUAGGCAAUGUGAAAAUGCGCAGAAUUGAGAAACCUCUCUCUACUGUGCAAACUGGUCCUCAGGGUAGACCAGGAGGGAGAGUUCCUGCCAACAGGUCAAGAGACAGAUCAGUCGGUUUAGGAUCAGCAAAGGUGCAUUCUCUCCCGCUGUCCUCCGUGUACACGUGGGGAAGUGGCAUCUCGACGCCUCUCCGGCUGCCAAUGCUCAACACGGAAGUGCUUCAGGUGUCUCUGGGCCGCACUCAAAAGAUGGGAGUAACCAAGUCUGGCCGUCUGAUUACAUGGGAGGCUCCAUCAGUGGGGUCCUCUGAGGCGAGUCUUCCUGGUGUGGUGGAGCAGAUGCAGCCUCAGUUCAUUUCUCGCUUCCUUGAGGGUCAGUCUGGAGUUACCAUCAAAUCUGUGUCCUGCGGCGAUCUCUUUACCACCUGCAUGACAGACAGGGGCAUUAUCAUGACAUUUGGAAGUGGAAGCAACGGCUGUCUAGGACACGGGAACUUCAAUGAUGUAACACAGCCCAAGAUUGUGGAGGCUCUCCUUGGCUAUGAGCUCGUUCAGGUGUCUUGCGGUGCUUCCCACGUUCUCGCUGUGACCAAUGAAAGAGAAGUAUUUGCCUGGGGAAGAGGAGACAAUGGUCGCCUCGGGCUCGGCACCCAGGACACCCACAACUGUCCACAGCAGGUGUGUUUGCCUGGCGACUUCGAGGCUCAGAGGGUGGUGUGUGGAGUUGACUGCUCCAUGAUUAUCAGCAACCAGCACAGCAUUGUGGCAUGUGGAAGCAACAGGUUCAACAAGCUUGGCCUGGAUAAGAUCACAGCUGGAGAGGAACCAAAUCCCGCGAAUCAAGUGGAAGAAGUUCAUUCUUACGCUCCAGUCCAAUCGGCCCCGCUCAACACUGAGAAGAUUGUUUACAUUGACAUCGGAACGGCGCAUUCUGUCGCUGUUACAGAAAAUGGUCAGUGUUUCACCUUCGGCAGCAACCAGCACGGUCAAGUUGGCUCCAGCUCCCGUCGUAGCAGCCGUGUCCCCUACCUGGUGCCUGGCCUGCAGGGUAUCACCAUGGCUGCCUGUGGGGACGCCUUCACCUUAGCCAUAGGAUCUGAAGGGGAAGUGUACACAUGGGGAAAGGGGGCCCGCGGCCGCCUGGGAAGAAAAGAGGAGGAUUCUGGGAUACCGAAGCCGGUGCAGCUCGACGAGAGUCACCCGUUUACGGUGACAUCGGUGGCUUGUUGUCAUGGCAACACCCUGCUGGCAGUGAAACCUCUGCUCGAGGAGCCUGUCUCCAGAUGAUCAUAUCCUGAAAAAUAACCCACUCAGCGGCCGUCGUGAGGCCCGGCAGUGGACUGAGGAGGGGGACAGCUUCCGCCUACAUAUCCAUCUGUGCCAAAGUUGAAAGAUUUCUAUUCACUCUGCAGCUGCAGCCUCAGCCUUUCACUCUCGAUCUUUUCUAUCUAUUUUUUUCUUUCAGGUGUUUUCAUUUGAUGGCUUGAUUUCAUGGAGCAAAGCACAGAAAAAGGUCAGAGCCUAUCUGUUGCAGCAGGUUUUAUCUCACAUCAGGUCGUUUAAAGGAAUGUUGCAACACAGAUCCUGAAGCUGGAUUACAGGAAGUCAUUAGGCAGGGCUCAUGUGGUGAGCCAUUGUCUGCUCUCAUGUGCAGCAUGAGCACAAGAAGGCCAAGAAAGACCAUUAAAAGGUCAAACUGUUUUGAGCUCUCUUGAGCUACGGAUGAAUGAGAUGAAAAGAAUGAAGCCACUUGAGCGUUCAUCGGCCAAAUUAAGUGAACACAUGUAUGUCCGUCACAUCAGUGGUCGCUUUGCGAUUUAUUGGAUUACAGCGGCGCUGCCACCACAUAACGACCCCUCGAGCUGUGUGUGAAGCACUCGCUCGUUCACUUUUGUAAGAUAAACAGCAGUUCAAUGAGAGGAGUGAAGGAGAUUUCAGACUGUUUACUGAGUGUAGCAGAUAGAGGUGAGCGUGCUGUGCUGUUUUUAUUCCAGCGCAGGACUUCGAACAGCGUGCAAAGUUCACAGUUUGGACUCGCAGACAGUGGUGAACAGUUAAUGAAGCGCUUCAUACGGUGAACAGGGAGCUACUUCAGGCGCAGCUUUUUUUUAAUAUUGUAUCAGCAUUCUCAUUGCAACUCAUUGAAAUCUGCAUGUUUGUGUGAUGACCAAAAACAAACGCUGCCAAAGUGUCCAGAGUGCAGCAGUACAGCUGCAAGUAACAACAGUUUUAACCUUAGAAUAAAUAACAGCUGUAAGGCCAAAGUGAACAACCACGGGCUCCGUGGAUCAGAGACAAACAAGUCAGUUAUGAAUAUGUUUCUUCUCUCGAUCAUCAGGCCAGACUGAGACUGAGAAAAUGUACCAUUUUUUUUUAACUUCUGCCUCCUCAAAACUGUAAAUUAAGAGAUGCAAAUGAAGUGUCUAGAGAAGUACCAGGUGGCAUCUUCACCGAAUUCGCCUCCUCUGUAAACUUCUAUAAAAGGCACCAGGACCUGGCACCAGUCUGUUUCCGAUGCAGAGACCUCCGUGGUACUAAUGUCUUCUGCCCAAUGGAAAUACCACAGCGAGGAAAAUCUCCAUAUAAAUUUAUACUGAAGUAAAUAAAGACAAAAUACACUGUUUGGACAAAAAAAGUCAACACCUGCAUUUAACUGAGGACAUGGGUAAGAGCCUUCCACUGGAUUGGAGGUGCAUGAUCAGUAAUGUUAUGUGCCCAAAAAGUGACAUCAGCUGAUCACCUGGAUAUGCUGAAUGAGCAGGUUUUUCUAUCAGUCUUCACUUCCCUCAUGGCACCGGCAUAUUCCGAGAUGACAGUACCAGGAAAUAUGAGGCGUCAUUUUCACGCAUGGAUUGGCCCCCACAGAGUCCAGAUCUUAACUCCACUGAGAAUCUUUGGGAUGUGCUGAAGAAGACUUCGCGCAGCGGUCCAACCCUCCCAUCACCAAUCCCAGAUCUUGGUGAAAAAAAUGAAUGCAGGUCUGAGUGGAAGUAAAUGUGACAGUGCAUGAGCUUAUCGGAACGACAUGAUGGUGAAAGUGUGCCAUCGUCAAAGCUGAAGCAGGACCAGGCAGUGUAAGGCUGAAGUUUGUGAUAUUUUCUUGUAAACAUCAAGGUGAUGUCUGAUGGUUGCACGUUGAUAGGUAUUUCUGAUGACACCAAAUAUCUGACAGUGCUAAAAUAUCAUUCCAAAAAUUCUUUGAUCAGUUGUGACUACCUGCUGGAUUUGCUCCAACAGGUAGUCACUUCUAAGUUGGGCUAAAACCCACCUCUGGUAAAGAUUUUAAUGCAUGUAUGUCCAUAACCUUUUAAGUGAUCCUGCACAUUGACAAGCAAGUGAACAAACCAAACACAGAGGGAUAAUAAAAUACAAAUACAAGUCAAGUACAAGUGCCUCAAAAUGUUUGUGUCCACUGCUGCUCAAGGAGGUGAAUCUUUUGAAUAUGUAUGUCUUUUUACAUUUAUAUUCACA
Messenger RNA from Archocentrus centrarchus (flier cichlid), 4311 nucleotides. RefSeq names its product NIMA-related kinase 8 (gene nek8). The record is from RefSeq and is a predicted model, not a curated record. The transcript has 15 exons. The coding region runs from base 37 to 2127 and encodes 696 amino acids. NCBI's taxonomy places the organism in Eukaryota, Metazoa, Chordata, Actinopteri, Cichliformes, Cichlidae. Gene Ontology annotation, biological process: animal organ morphogenesis; protein phosphorylation. Gene Ontology annotation, molecular function: protein kinase activity; ATP binding. Gene Ontology annotation, cellular component: cilium.